This is a messenger RNA of Heteronotia binoei (common prickly gecko), 2763 nucleotides long. RefSeq names its product IQ motif containing E (gene IQCE). The record is from RefSeq and is a predicted model, not a curated record. The coding region runs from base 4 to 2061 and encodes 685 amino acids. The transcript has 21 exons. Gene Ontology annotation, molecular function: protein binding. NCBI's taxonomy places the organism in Eukaryota, Metazoa, Chordata, Lepidosauria, Squamata, Gekkonidae.
GCCAUGUCUCAGGGACCCAGCGAGACCGCCACGGAGCGGGAGCUGGAGAUGGUAGAAGACAGUCUUUCCGCAGUCUCUUCCGGAUCUGAUGCCGAAACGAAGCCCAAGAGGAAAGCUUCUCGCAAGCCUCCGAAAUCCCCAAAGUCCCCUUAUUCCUCUAGCAACGCUCUCCAUCCUAAGAAGCCAUCAUUCCUGAGAUCCUUCAAGGGGACGGACAGCAAACGUUUCGACAUUCCUUCGGGCAAGGUCUCCAGGCAGCUGUGGCGAGUCUCACGGAGACAAGAUGCGUGGGUCAGCCAAGCCAAGUCAGACCUCAGCGUGGGUCUUGCGUGGUCUGCUCCCUCCGACGGCACGCCUGAAUACCUUAAGGAAGCCCUGGGCAUGAAGAAGCCGAAACACGCUCGUUUUGCCAGCAACGGCUAUAUCCCGGGCACCCCGAGCUACAAAGAGAAGGAAGAUAUGUACGAUGAGAUACUUCAUUUAAAGAAGGAACUGCAGGCUCAGAAAUCCGAAGCGGAUCAAAUGAGAACGAAGCUUCGGCGAUUGGAAGAGGAGAAUAUCCGAAAAGACCGACAGCUGGAACAGCUGCUCGAUCCCUCCCGGGGCUCUGAGUUUGUCGGGUUACGGACGGAGCCAAGGAGCGACAGCAGAUGGGUGAUCAACAGCUUGAAGCAGAAGAUUCUCAAGCUGGAGCAGCAGUGCAAGGAGAAAGACAACACCAUCAACAAACUCCAGACGGAUAUCAGGACCACGAAUGCAGAAGAAAUGCGGAUUUCUCUGGAGACCUGCUAUGAGGAAAUCCAGAGACUCCAAGCCCUGCUGGCGAAAGCGAAGGCGACAGAACAGAAGUCGUCUCCUGAGAGCAGGCACCAGAAAGUGCUCAACGCUGCCAUCCUGCAGUUGUCCAGGAGCAUCAAGGAACUGCAGGAGGAGAACCGGGGCCUCAAAGCGGACCUGCAGCAGGUGCUGAGGAACUCUCCGGCCUCCAGUAAGGCAAAGAAUUACACUGAGUGGAGCAGACAGAGGCUGGUGCGGCAGAUUUCGAAGCUGGAAAAAAAAAUAGCUGAAAUGGAGAAUGCUCAGCCACAGCUCUUGGGGACCAGCACAGUGCCAUCCUUCACUCCACCCACUUCUGCCCGCCUGGAUCAGCCGGUUGCUAAAGAAUUGGACGCCCUGGGGGAGUGCGACCACACCUGCAGGCUGGCGAAGAAGCUGCAAGGCCAGCGGGUCAUCCUUCGGAAUCAGCUGGUGGCGAAAGAGGAAGAAAUCCAGAAGCUGAAAGAGAAGAUGAACAAACUGGAGGCAAAGCAAGGAUUGACCUGUGGACAGGCUGGGCUUGAUAACACAGGGUCUCCUGUUCAGAGCCAGCCAGAAUCAUCUACCGGGGGCCACCGAUCUCACCCAGCGAGUAGGCCGCAGUCAAGGGAUUCGCACUCCAGGUGUUCGCCGCCGCAUUCUCCCAUGCGUCACAGAAAGGAACAAGCAGCUCGAACCAUCCAAAGGCAGUGGAAGGUGUACAAAACCAAGGUGGAAGAGAUUGAGCUGGAGAAGGUGGCCGUGGCGCUCCAAGCAGCUCUCAGGGGACAUUUAGCUCGGCAGAAACUAUUAGCUGGCAGUGCGCAAGUUCGGAAUUCUCCCCACGCUGGAAACGAGAACUCCAGUUUGUCGUGUGGGUCCCUCUCUUCGAGAUCGACGGCGGGCAGCAAAACAGACCUGAAGGACUUGAGGCUCAUCCAGUCUGUUUUCAGGGCUCACACUGCACGGACGCAGCUAGAAAGGCUGCCAGCGUCUUGCCCGGCGAGCGAGGAGGUACGGCCAGAUGCUGACCCCAGAGAGAAGAAGCCCGUCUGGUCAGCAUUCAAGCAUUCCCCUUUAGUCUUCACCUCCACAAGCCCUGCCGCAUCCUCCCCGAGUUGCCCGCAGCCCUCUCCUGUGCCGCCGGCAGACGAGGCUCAUUCAGAUGACUCCGAUGAUAUCGUCACCGUGUCUCCCUUGCCGGGGAAGAAGAAAGGGCCUUUGGGGUUCAGCAGCUCUUCAUCGCCUUUGCUCUUGCGCUCCUAGCUGCUGGUGGACUUUCAGCCCGGUUCGGCAUUGCUGCGGAACCAAGGGGUGGAGUUGGCUGCACCACUUCCAGACUAAAGAGGGAGAGAUUGCGUUUUGGAACACUCCACUGCAUAGACAGUUCCUUGCCAAUGGAAACUUAAGAGUGGGAAAGGACUCCAGGGUCAUAUAGUCCAACUCCCUACACAACGCACAACUCCACAACUAUCUCCCACCCACCCAUCCCCCUAGUUACCCCAGAGGAAGGCAAAAAACCUCCAGGAUCCCCUGGACUAAUGUGGCCUAGAGGAAAAUUCCUUCCUGACCCCAUAGUGGUGAUUGGCUAUAUCCUGGGCACAUAAGGAAGCUGGAGUAGCAUGGCCUGUUCUACCACCUCAGGAUCCCACCACCUUCCUUCCCCAAGUAAUUCCCCCCCUCCAAGAGAGAUGGCAGCUCUGAGUUUGGAAAAAAAACAGACAUUUAAGGCCCUGUUUUACUAUGUGGUUUUGAAGGAUGCAGUCUUAGGCGACUAAGAGGGAACGUGAUAAACAUGCAAAAAGUUAUGCACGGGGUGGAGAGAGAAGACAGAGAGACAUUUUUUCUCCCUUCCCCUCCCAAAAUACUAGAACUCGAAGGCAUCCCAUGAAAGAGACAGGCAGUUGAUUCAGGAAAUUCUCCUUUACACAGCGAGUGAUUGAAACGCAGGAUUCGCUGCCAAAGGAA